GGGUGAGGCAGAGUGUGUUAAAGUGUGGCCCCACCUCUUGCCCCGGAAGUGCUUUCUCUAGGCCGAGGUUUCUGGGAUUGUUAGCGAGCCGGGCUUCCUUUUUUUCCGACAUCUUAGUGGAGGCUGCAGUGGUUGUCGCCUCUCUCCGAACUUCAUCAUGCCGCCUAAGGAUGACAAGAAGAAGAAAGAUGCCGGGAAGUCGGCCAAGAAAGACAAAGACCCAGUAAACAAGUCUGGUGGCAAGGCCAAAAAGAAGAAGUGGUCCAAAGGCAAAGUUCGGGACAAGCUCAACAAUCUAGUCCUGUUUGACAAAGCUACAUAUGACAAGCUCUGUAAGGAAGUGCCCAAUUACAAGCUUAUUACUCCAGCUGUGGUCUCUGAGAGACUGAAGAUUCGAGGUUCCUUGGCCAGGGCAGCCCUUCAGGAGCUACUUAGUAAAGGACUUAUCAAGCUGGUUUCUAAGCACAGAGCUCAAGUGAUUUACACCAGAAACACAAAGGGUGGAGAUGCCCCAGCUGCUGGUGAAGAUGCAUAAGCAGGUUCAAUCAGCUGUACAUUUGGAAAAAUAAAACUUUAUUAAAUCAAA
Messenger RNA from Mesocricetus auratus (golden hamster), 586 nucleotides. It is a transcript of the gene Rps25, whose product is annotated as ribosomal protein S25. The transcript is spliced from 5 exons. Gene Ontology annotation, cellular component: cytosolic small ribosomal subunit. Gene Ontology annotation, molecular function: structural constituent of ribosome. Lineage: Eukaryota; Metazoa; Chordata; Mammalia; Rodentia; Cricetidae. The record is from RefSeq and is a predicted model, not a curated record. Bases 158 to 535 code for a protein of 125 amino acids.